CUCUCUCUCUCCCAAUAUAGUUACCCUUCUGGACUCCAUGUCAGCUCCAGGAGAUCUGGGCUGGGAGGCCUACCCAUCAGAAGGGUGGGAGGAGAUCAGCGUGAUGGAUGAGCGUAACAUCCCCAUGCGCACGUACCAGGUGUGCAACGUGAUGGAGGCCAACCAGAACAACUGGCUGCGCACAGCACUGAUCCCACGUGCUGGUGCCCGCCGUGUUUAUGUUGAACUCAAAUUCACACUGCGUGACUGCAACAGCCUUCCUGGUGUGCCCGGAACCUGCAAGGAGACAUUCAAUGUCUACUACCAUGAAUCGGAUGGUGCUGUACCACCCCCACCACUACGGCACGCUCGUGAGAGCCAGUAUGUCAAGAUUGAUACGAUCGCAGCAGAUGAGAGCUUCACCCAGAGCGAUGUUGGGGAGCGUGUCAUGAAGCUCAACACAGAGGUGCGCCACAUCGGCGGACUCAGCAAGCGAGGCCUCUACUUAGCAUUCCAGGACCUGGGCGCCUGUAUCGCCCUCGUGUCGGUUCGUGUGUUCUAUAAGCGAUGCCCGCUGGCCGUGACGAACUUGGCACUUUUCUCCGACACGGUGACGGGUGGAGACCAGGCACUGGUGGAGGUGCGAGGGUCCUGCGUGAAGGACGCUGAGGAGCUGGAGGCACCACGCAUGUUCUGCAGCGCAGACGGAGGCUGGCUUGUGCCUAUCGGACGCUGUGUGUGCCGGCCUGGGCUUGAGGAGACCGAUGGGCAAUGUCAACCCUGUAGGCCUGGCUUUUACAAAGCCUCAGCCCUGGACGCCUACUGCAUGAAGUGUCCACCACAUAGCUACUCUCAUCAGGACAAGGCUUCAGAGUGUGUUUGUGAAAGGGGCUACUAUAGAGCCGAAACUGACCCUCGCUCCAUGGCCUGCACAAGGCCCCCGUCAGCACCAGGCAAUCCCAUCUCCACUGUGAACGAGACAGCAGUGACUUUGGAGUGGAGCCCGCCACGGGACACUGGAGGCAGAGGGGAUAUAACCUACAGUGUCCAUUGCAGGAAGUGCUCAGGCUCUGUGGGGGAGAUGGUUGAGAAGUGCAUGCCCUGCAGUGCUCACUUCAGCCCACGCCAGUUUGGCUUGGCUCACCCCAGAGUUCAGGUCAGCGAGCUCCAGCCUCGAACCAACUACACGUUUAGCAUCGAGGCAGUGAAUGGAGUCUCAGAUCUCAGCCCAAGCCCUCGACACCUAGUGAAUGUCAACAUCACCACCAGCCAGACAGUGAGUGUGAUUGUUAAGGAGAGGAGGAGCCGGGACAGCAUCACCCUGGCCUGGCAGGGUCCAGAAAAUUCCGAUGGUGCCAUAGUGGAGUACGAAGUCACCUAUUAUGAGAAGAAUCAGCGAGACCAGAACUACACAGUGCUAAAGACCAAAUCCAACAUAAUGACAGUGGAGGGCCUGAAGCUAGGUACGACUUACGUGUUUAGGGUCCGUGCUCACACUGACAGAGGCUACGGCAACUAUGGAGGAGAGAUUGAGCUGGAGACAAGGCAUGAAGACAUGUUGGCAGUGGGAGAUCCAAACCAGAAGACUAUCUUGGCUGUGUCCAUUGCUGCUGGUGUAGUACUCCUCGUCCUUCUUGUGGCCUGCUUUGUGGUCAGUGGCAGGCACUGUGGCUACAUCAAAGCGAAGCAAGACCCCGAGGAAGAGAAAAUGCAGUUCCAGCACAGCCGCGUCCCACUACCCGGAAGCAGAACGUACAUUCAUCCUCACACGUAUGAGGACCCGAAUCAGGCAAUACGGGAUUUUGCCAAGGAAAUUGACGUCUCCAACAUUCGCAUAGAACGAGUGAUCGGAGCUGGUGAGUUUGGAGAGGUGUGCAGUGGACGUUUGCGUCUGCCCAGUAAAAGGGAGAUCCAUGUGGCCAUCAAGAGUCUGAAAGCAGGCUACACGGAGCAACAGAGGCGGGAUUUCCUCAGUGAGGCAAGCAUCAUGGGCCAGUUUGACCACCCCAACAUCAUCAGACUGGAAGGGGUUGUUACCCGAUGUAAACCUGUGAUGAUAAUAACGGAGUACAUGGAAAAUGGAUCAUUGGACUCAUUUCUGAAGAAACAUGAUGGCCAGUUUGCAGUGAUUCAGCUUUUGGGCAUGAUGCGUGGCAUUGCUGCGGGGAUGCAGUAUCUCUCUGAAAUGAACUAUGUGCACCGAGACCUUGCAGCAAGAAACAUUUUGGUAAAUAGAAAUCUGGUGUGUAAAGUGUCAGACUUUGGACUGUCCCGCGUGCUGGAGGACGACCCAGAUGCAGUGUAUACUACCAGGGGGGGAAAGAUUCCUAUCCGGUGGACUGCUCCAGAGGCCAUAGCCUACAGGAAGUUCACUUCAGCUAGUGAUGUGUGGAGUUACGGUAUCACCAUGUGGGAAGUCAUAUCCUAUGGGGAGCGGCCAUACUGGGAGAUGUCUAAUCAGGAUGUGAUAAAGGCCAUAGAUGAGGGCUACAGGCUGCCAGCACCGAUGGACUGCCCUGUGGUGUUGCACCAGCUCAUGCUUGGCUGCUGGGAGAAGAACCGCAGCGAUAGGCCUAAGUUUGGACAGAUUGUCGUCAAUCUGGACCAGUUGAUCCACAACCCCAGCAGCCUGAAACAGCUGGCCAACAGCACGGUCUGUGAACUUGGGAAGAUUGGAGUUGUGUUGGCUGGCCAUCAGAAGAAAAUCCUCUCAAGCAUUCAGUGCCUGCAUGUACAACAGCAUCAACAUCAGCAGCAGGGAACCCACGUGCAGGUAUAAAAUCUAGACUCCGGUUAAGCCGAACCUCCUCACUCCUAGCUCCAUCCUCAGACCGGUGUGUCUUCCUGUCCAUCAUUCCAGCCAGCCACUCCCCGAUCAGCACUGAGAUCAACAACGCACAUCUGCCUGCCUUUUCUGAUUUGUGGCUAGGGUCAGGGGCACACAUCCAGGCAUCUGGGCAGUGUUAAAGACAGAGCCUCAUCACAGUCUGGAAGUGAGAAAAUUGCUCUGUGAUGUAAAGGAAGCACUGGGGAGCCUCAUUUUAUACCUUUACUCUGAACAAGAGCUUCAGUAUGAGGAAGAGAGGACCACAUGUUGUAAAAAAACAACAACAACAACAACAACAACAACAACAACUUGUUUUGUAAUAAUAUGGAGGUCUGUUGACUUGAUGCUUUUAGUGUUGAUGUAGGUGGUGUAUGUAUACAACAGGUGGAUGGAUUUCUGCUAUAUGACCACAGGUGAACUUAUGGUAGGGUAAUAGUAUUUUCCAGCAGGUGACAGAUACCUCACCACACACAUACAGACUGGGAAUGGAUGCAUUGUCACACCAUAUGCCAUCCAGACUGUCGUCAUGAGAGUGGAGUGCAGAGUGCUCAUAUUCAAUUAGCCUGUCAGAGGCAAAGGACAAUGGAGAGAUAAGAACCAACUGGAUACUUCAAAACCAUAAGGAUUUGACCAGGAAAUGUGUCACCUGUCUUCAAUUAUUUUCUUUUUUUUUUUUCUUGAUGAACUGAUAUUAAGAGUCAUUUCUUUCACUGACACUGAGUUGGAUGUGUCUUGCUGUUUCAUGUGAUAUGAACAUCAUAGUGCUGUAUGUUCCCCUACUCACUCUUAGGAGUAUCAUCAUGCAGUACCUUCGCCGCUGAAGCACAGAAAUAUUUGUUGAAAAAAAAAAAAAUUCAGUCCCUGUGUCAUGUUUCUCAUGUACAUAAUACCUUAUACUUAUUAAUGAUAGACUUCAGAAUAGACCUGUUCCAAAAAGGGGUCUGGUAUCACACUUAAAUUACAGUUCUGUUAAGGUGAAAGAAUGGGAAAAGGUUACAGUGUACAGUUGUUUGAUGUGUGUUUGUACAGCCAUGAUGUUGCGCCUCAAGGAUUUUGUCGGUUGUACACUCAGACGAGGAGAUGCCUCGUUUCAGCGAUGGACAGAACAGGAUUGUACAGUGAAUGUAAUGGAUGUGUUAGCUUUAUUGCAGGUCUGAAAAGCUAAACAGUUUCUCAGGAUUUUUUUUUAUUUUGUAUUUUUUCUCAUGUACAUGUUUUCAAGAAGAUAGUGGAGCUGAAUAACUGGAAGAGAACCUGAAACAUCAUCUUCACACCCUCCAGAAUUAUUGCCAUUCUUCAAAAUGAUUGGAACCCAUCAAAAAAAUGAUUAUAUAAACAUUACACACAUUCAUUCAAAUUUUCCAUCACCAUGGGGGGGAGAAAAAAAAAACAAAGAACCUUUCAGCACAAAAUAGACAGCAUUGUUUACCUAUACAAAUGAGGUUUUUAAAAAAAAAAUAAAAAAAAAUACAUAAGCAAUUAAAUAUGAUUAAGCAUAAUUAGGUCCAUAACAAAAAGAUUCACAUGUGUAAAACAGUUGAAAAAUUGCCACGAACUCUACCCAUGAGCGCAAGGUACCCCCCCCCCACACACACACACACACACACUGUGAUCACAGUCUUUAGAAUAAGACAAUUUACUUCAUUCUUGUGUUUGUACAUUUUAAACUGUUAAAACUGGUAAAUGCCAGUUUCAUAGCAACAAACGGUGUGGAAACAUUGCGAGAAGCCUUUCCUGAGAGCGUCUCACAAAAAGAAGCACAAAGCAUCAUUAAACCACAACUGACAUCAUAUAUUGUGAUUUGAUGAGACCACGAUCAAGCUGUUGGUCAUACACCACCAGAAUUUUUGGCGACAUAUGAAAAGCACCUGAUACCCAUUGGGUUAUUGAUGCUGUUUGUGACUGGUGGUACAGCGGGUCAUGAAGAUCAACGUCAUUUGGAUUCUGUUAAACGCCAGAAUAUUUUAGAACAAAACAUGUUUGCCUCUGCCGGGAUGUUCAGACUUCGCUAUAGAUAGAGUUUACACCAAGAUGAUCAAAUCAAAAGAGAAAUGAUUCAAGAGACAUGAAAUCAGUGUUUAUCAACAACCGUCUCAGUUUCUGAAUUUGUCCCCUACAAAUAAUCUGCAGCCUGAAUCAAAGAAGGACGUCCACACACACGAAGUUUAGAAUCUAAAGGAGCUUGAAAAGUUCAUGUAGGAGUCUCCAGCCUUGUUAGACUACUGGAAGAGACUUGUUGUUAUUCUCCCCUGAUCAGGCAUCAUAAGGUAUUACUUGUAAGGAUUUUUUUUUUUUUUAAACUUAUUUUCAUGAAGGGUACCAAUAGUUCUGGAAGGCACUGUACAUUUGAAUUUUUCUUUUUGUAUUCCUUCUUAAUGGUCCUUUUACAUUAUCAUAAAUGAAUCUAUGGUUCAUUUUUGCUUUGAGUAAUAUGAAGAAUAAAACUGUAUUGUAACCGCAGUUACAUGUACCACAAAGAUUUGGCAGUACAUUAAAACAUUUGUUUGAGAAGAACUGGCUGCAAAUUAAAGUCCUGGUUACGUGGUUCCUCUAUGAUACUUUGGAAAAGUAUUUGUUUAGUGCAAUGGUAACUAAAAGGCAGAAAUUUCUGUUAAUUUAUUUAUUUCCUUAAGGAAGGCCAACAGAAUUCCUGUUUGUUUAUUGUGUUUGCAUAUACGGAAUAAAGAGUU
Ictalurus punctatus (channel catfish) is the source of this 5496-nucleotide messenger RNA. It is a transcript of the gene ek1, whose product is annotated as eph-like kinase 1. Gene Ontology annotation, cellular component: plasma membrane; neuron projection. Gene Ontology annotation, molecular function: protein binding; transmembrane-ephrin receptor activity; ATP binding. Bases 38 to 2758 code for a protein of 906 amino acids. Gene Ontology annotation, biological process: axon guidance; protein phosphorylation; cell surface receptor protein tyrosine kinase signaling pathway. The transcript has 15 exons. The record is from RefSeq and is a predicted model, not a curated record. Lineage: Eukaryota; Metazoa; Chordata; Actinopteri; Siluriformes; Ictaluridae.